Choloepus didactylus (southern two-toed sloth) is the source of this 5648-nucleotide messenger RNA. It is a transcript of the gene SPPL2A, whose product is annotated as signal peptide peptidase like 2A. The coding region runs from base 244 to 1872 and encodes 542 amino acids. Gene Ontology annotation, molecular function: aspartic endopeptidase activity, intramembrane cleaving. Gene Ontology annotation, cellular component: cytoplasmic side of endoplasmic reticulum membrane; Golgi-associated vesicle membrane; lysosomal membrane. Gene Ontology annotation, biological process: membrane protein proteolysis. The transcript has 16 exons. The record is from RefSeq and is a predicted model, not a curated record. Lineage: Eukaryota; Metazoa; Chordata; Mammalia; Pilosa; Megalonychidae.
GCAGACAGAGCGCGGCUGUCCGCGGACGGCUGGACACUAGACCCACCAUUCUCCGUGCCGAGCUUUUGGCGUCUUCCGGGCGGGGCCGGAAGAGGAAGUCGCCUGUGCCGUGGCGCCCCUAUUAGCAGCAGCGGCCUUGCGAAGCCCGGCGUUCCGCCACCAUCUGGCCGGUCUGUGGAGGCAGCGUAGCGGCAGGAUCCGAGCCUUCCUACGCGGAACCGAGCCGCCGGGAACACACUUCCCAUGGGACUGCAGUGGCGGCUUCCCUCGGCCGCGGCCGUCCUGUUCUGGGGCUUCCUGCUGCCUCUGACAGCUUCUCAGGAAGCAAUCCUGCAUGCAUCUGGAAAUGGCACACCCUUAUCAUCUAAGGACUACUGCAUGCUAUAUAACCCUCAUUGGACAGCUCUUCCAAGUACCUUAGAAAAUACAACUUCCAUUAGUUUGAUGAAUCUGACUACCACACCUCUAUGCAACCUCUCUGAUAUUCCUCCUGCUGGAAUAAAGAAUAAAGCUGUUGUGGUGCAGUGGGGAACCUGCCAUUUUCUUGAAAAAGCCAGAAUUGCACAGAGAGGAGGUGCUGAAGCAUUGUUGGUUGCUAAUAACAGUGUCCGAUAUCCUCUCUCAGGGAACAAAUCUGAAUUUCCUGAUGUGAAAAUACUGAUUGCAUUUAUAAGCCUUAAAGACUUUAAAGAUAUGAAACAGACUCUUGGAAAUAAUAUUACCGUGCAAAUGUAUUCUCCAUCAUGGCCUAACUUUGACUAUACUAUGGUGGUUAUUUUUAUAAUUGCUGUGUUCACGGUGGCAUUAGGAGGAUACUGGAGUGGACUAAUUGAAUUGGAAAACUUGAAGGCAGUGACAAACAUUGAAGAUGGAGAAAUGAGAAGAAAAAAGGAAGAAUAUUUAACUUUUAGUCCUCUUACAGUUGUAAUAUUUGUGGCCAUCUGCUGUGUUAUGAUGGUCUUACUUUAUUUCUUCUACCAAUGGUUGGUUUAUGUUAUGAUAGCAAUUUUCUGCAUAGCAUCAGCAAUGAGUCUGUACAACUGUCUUGCUGCACUAAUUCGUAAGAUUCCAUGUGGACUAUGCACGAUUGUGUGUCAUGGCAAAAGCAUUGAAGUAAGACUUAUUUUUCUCUCUGGACUGUGCAUAGCAAUAGCUGUUGUUUGGGCUGUGUUCCGAAAUGAAGAUAGGUGGGCUUGGAUUUUACAGGAUAUCUUGGGAAUUGCUUUCUGUCUGAACUUAAUUAAAACACUGAAGUUACCCAACUUCAAGUCCUGUGUGAUACUUCUAGGCCUUCUUCUCCUCUAUGAUGUGUUUUUCGUUUUCAUAACCCCAUUCAUCACAAAGAAUGGUGAGAGCAUCAUGGUUGAACUUGCAGCUGGACCUUUUGGAAAUAAUGAAAAGAAUGAUGGAAACUUGGUGGAAGCCACUGCUCAACCCUCAGCUCCCCAUGAGAAAUUACCAGUAGUCAUCAGGGUACCAAAGCUGAUCUACUUCUCAGUAAUGCGUGUGUGCCUCAUGCCAGUUUCAAUAUUGGGUUUUGGAGACAUUAUUGUACCAGGCCUGUUGAUUGCAUACUGUCGAAGAUUUGAUGUUCAUAUUGGUUCUUCUUCUAUAUACUAUGUUACCUCUACAAUUGCCUAUGCUGUUGGCAUGAUACUUACAUUUGUUGUUUUGGUGCUGAUGAAAAAGGGGCAACCUGCUCUCCUCUAUUUAGUACCUUGUACCCUUAUUACUGCCUCAGUUGUUGCUUGGAGACGUAAGGAAAUGAAAAAGUUCUGGAAAGGUAGCAGCUAUCAGAUGAUGGAUCAUACGGACUGUGCAACAAACGAAGAAAACCCUGUGAUGGCUGGUGAUCAGAUUAUCCAACAAUAAUGUUAUGUGGACCUGCAAUAAUGUGUCAUUCAUUUUCUACAAAUAGAGUUCAACUUUUUAAAUCGACUUUUGAAUUGACAAUCUGAAAAAAAUCUUCAAUAACAUGCUUGCAAAUAUAUAUUUUUUAUGAGCUGGUACUGACAAUUACAGCAUAAGUAAUUAAAAUGCAUUUGCUUUUAACAAUGUUAAAGUUGUGCCUUCACACUAAAUAAGCAUAUGGUCUGUGUAAUUUUCAAGGUGUAUUAUUUACAGUAUAUUUUUCUAAAAAAUGUCUUUAGCCAUCUCUACACUUUUCUGACUGAAAUUUGUUUCUUUUAACUCUGAUAGAUAAAAGUAUUUGUCAAAGUGAGUUUCUGAACAAAUUUUACUGUUAAAGAAUUAUGCAAAUUUUAUCUGCGCUAUAGAAAUAACUGUUUAAGAUUGUACAAGAAGGCAGUUCAACAGUAUUAUGAAAAUUUGGACCUUUAUCACUGCGAGGUUAGAAAUAUAUAAAUUUGGGAAUAAAGUAUAAAUACAUAUUUUUGUAGUGUUAGUUUAAAAACCCUGGUUCUUUUUUAAAUUGAGAACAUAAAUUACUUUGGAUUGUAUACAUAUUAUAUUAGAACGUUUUUCCAGGUAUAGAGAAACAUAAUGCAUAAAACUAGUCAUUAAGAGGACAAAAACCCUGAAAUCCAUAGUUUUUAGUGGUCUGCUGUUUCCUUAAAACUAUAACUUAAAUUUACGUACUCACAUUUGAUUUGACUAUGGUAUAUCUGUUCUUUCAGGUUUGGUUCUAUUGAUGUCAAGGUUUGGCCUUUUUUAAAAAUUACUUUUCUUAUCAUAAUUAAUACAUAUGGCUCAUUAAGUGUAAGUCCCUAACAAGUUUUUUGCAGUCCUCUCCCCCCACUUCUUUCCCCAUAGGUAAACCCCUAUUAACCUCUUAAUAUUUUGGUGGAGGAUGGUUUACUAAUAUACAAAGUGUGGUUCAUAGGAAAGAAUUGGAAACAAAAGUCAGGAGACUGAGUGUUGGUCUCAGUUUAAUUAUGAUAAUAGAAGAGCUUGAGUAAUUUGCCUCAGAUCAAGACACUUUAUCAUAGUUUUCUCAUAUGUAAAAUGAAUAAGUCCCUCUGGUAUCCUCCAGCUUGAAACAUCUUUUUCUCAUUCUUUGCUAAAUUUUAGAUGUGGCCCUGAACCUGCUCCUGAGAAUCAGAGGUCAAUUUAUCUUCCCAUUUUCUUUUUUCUUUUUUCUAAAAUCCCCACAUGACAAGGAUUUGUCAUGCAGGCAGCAGGAUUUUGCAUUUCUCUGUAAAUACUGUACAAAAUAUGUGAACAAAUCUGUGAUCUUUCAUUCUAAGUUUAAUUUAUCUUACUAAAAGAUAAAACUAAUGUCUUUUAAAAUGGAUCAGAUCUUGGAUGCUUGUACUAAAUUUAAUUUGAGGCAGUUUGAUGUUUUUGUUUAAUUGUUAAUUUUUGCUACUUAACUAAAUUGCAAAUGGAGAAGCUUCCUUGACAGCUCCUCUUUCUAUUUUAUACACUUAUGGAUCCAUAUAGGUUUGUGGCAGAUUACUUAUUUGACAAGUAAGGGUUAAUUUUAAUCUUACCUUCAUAAUAUCAAGUUUGAAUUUUUUCCAGAGAAUCUAAUUUUAUUUGGCAGACUGUGAUAGAGAAAAGAACAGAUUAAAUGCCAUUUUAAAGCUCCAACUAUAUUUUUGUUUAUAAUAUAAAUAAGAUGUUUGCCAGAAUAUAGCUUUUAUAGUGAAAUUAUCUGCAGUCUCAUCCUAACUUUAUAAUUCCCAUUUUAUGAUGAAUGUUAAUGAAAAAUACUGGGAUAUUCUUGUACUACAUUGAAAUAAAACAGUUUCUCAAAAUAAUUUUAUUUCAUAUAACUAGAAUAGUAGUUAUUAAUAUUUUAAUUUCUAAAUCUAGGCUUUGCUUCAGAAUAGUGUAUUAUCAUGUAUAUCAAGAAAUUUGAAACUGAGUUCUUUAUACAAUUAUUUAUAUCCAACCAUUAGAUUUCAAAGAGGUAAAAUCUUGUUCUAGUAUGCCAUUAAAAUCUUAUUGCUUAAAUAGAUAUGACAUAAAAAUGAAAUUCCUUAACUUUCUUCAUCCUCAGUGUCAAUUUUAUAUUAUACUUAAUCCUUUUAGCAACUUAGCUGAAAAUGAUUAUUUAGAGAAAUUAAAGUGCAGAAAUAUUUUUGGGAAACUCCAAAGUGGACAAAGGUAGGAGAAAUGAAAAUUUGGCUUUAAAAGGCAGUAUCAUCUUCUCUUCCUUCUCUUCUUCCUUCCCCCAUCCAGUAACUUUAAAGGGACUAGAAGUUCUUUUUUCCUGAACAUGUCUUAAAAACAAGAUAUAUUGUAUUUAUUAACACUUACUAGGGAAAAAUCAUUUUUAUCACUUCUUAGUUCCCUAUAAAUAUUUUUAUAGCUUAUCAAAGAGGAAUUACUAAAUAUCAUUAAGUUGUACAAAUUGUAGUAUAGACUUUAUUUCAAUUUAAUUCAGCAGAGAUCAGUAUGUGAGGUUUUUUAGGGAAGGACCUUGAUAAUCUAAUACACUAUAUUUUGUCUACUUGUAUAAAAUUUUUUAGAUGAGCAGUUCCUUAGUGGUAGAGUCUGAGAUUUAUUUCUCUUUUUAAGGAAGAGAAUGUUAACCUGUCUCCUGUUGGGAUUCAUAAAUUUUAGUUAGAUGUCCAUAGAGAUGUUGGCGGAAUGUGCAUUUAUAAGAAAUACAAAUGAGCUUUUCAGUUUUCCUUUCUCUUUCAGUUUUUGACUUAGGUAUUAACAAAACUUAUUUUGAUAUUUGAUUUAAAAAUAUUUGAACUAACCUAUUUAAACUUGGUCUCUAAAAUGUCAGCCUGAUUUCAGCCAAUGAGAUUUCAAAAACACAUGAAUUGCCCAUCAACAGGGAAAAAAGGUUGAAUUUACUCAACAUGAUACCAAAUAACCUAUUAUACAAUUUAAAAAAAACGUAGCGUCCUGUUGACUGCAGAGGAUAAUUCUAAAAGGAGUUGGGGGAGAGUAAUAGAAAUGAAAUCAAGAUACUGAAUAUGGAUCACUUUAUACUUCGUGGAAGAAAGAUUAAUUCAAGAGAUCUGAAUCAAAAUAAUCAACCUUUUGGAAUUUGAUCUUCUACUUUAGUACUUAUGUUCUAGAUUACUGAACUUUCAGAGUAAAAAAAUGAUUUAAUGAAUAAUAUACAGGCCAUAUAAUAGUGGAGACCAUAAAUGUAAAUUUUCUUGUUUAAUGUUUCCAUACCUUAGGACAGUUUUUGUAUCUAUAAAGAUGUUCGUUGGGGGAAGAAUUAAUUUUAAAAAUAAAUUUUUUAGCAUAUUCCCCCAUUAUUGACAAUUAAGGGAUAACCAAAAAAAUGUAGAAAAUUUAAUAAUGUCAUAUGGUCCUUUGGUUAGGCAUAAAAAGUAUUAUAGACAAUGUGUCUAUUCCUUUGGAAUACAGAUUUUUUUUUUUUUUUUUUUUUUUUUUUUUUUUAGUGUCAGGUCUAUCUGGUUAGCCCAGAGCAUUUUACAAUAGGACAAGUCAAUGUAAUUAGGUAAUUUUUUUGCAUAUUUUAUACCUUCUGUUCUAUUUUGUUUAAAUGUAAACCUUUUUAAAAAAUAUGUAUGAUUCAAUUUUUACUUAGAUUUGUUUGAAUGUGGGAUUCUUUUUUUUUUUAACACUUUCACAUGUAAUUUAGUGUAAAUUAAUACUUUUUUAACACUACUAGGCUUUAUUUUGUUAUGGAACGUGAUUUAAAAUUAAAUUUUUGAAGUGCUUUAAACUGUCUUCAUUAUGUGCCAACACUG